Beauveria bassiana ARSEF 2860 is the source of this 1017-nucleotide messenger RNA. RefSeq names its product SURF1 family protein. The record is from RefSeq and is a predicted model, not a curated record. Lineage: Eukaryota; Fungi; Ascomycota; Sordariomycetes; Hypocreales; Cordycipitaceae. The transcript has 4 exons. Gene Ontology annotation, biological process: mitochondrial respiratory chain complex IV assembly. Gene Ontology annotation, cellular component: mitochondrion; membrane. The coding region runs from base 1 to 1017 and encodes 338 amino acids.
AUGUGCAGCAGCAUUCGCUCCAUCACGCGCCCAUGUUGCGCCGCGCGAUCCCCGAUAACGACGACGACGACGACGACGACGACAGCUGCCCGGCCGCCACCAUCAUCAUCCAGCAGCAGCAGCAGCAGAAGCAACCGCUUCUUCUCGACCACGCGGCGUACUCGCGCACAGAAACAAGCCGCCGACGACCCAAACUUUGUCUCGACUGUUGACCUCGACCCGACCAUGAUUCGACCCGGCCGGAAGCACGGCCCCGGCCUCAUCAUUCUCGCUCUCAUCCCCAUUACCGCAUUUGCCCUGGGAACCUGGCAGGUCCAGCGCCUCGGCUGGAAGACGGACCUCAUUGCCAAGUACGAGGACCGCCUCGUGCGCGAUCCCUUGCCGCUGCCGCCGCACAUUGACCCUUCUGCCGUGCACGAGUUUGACUAUCGCCGCGUCGUCGCCACCGGCCGUCUGCGCCACGACCAGGAGAUGCUCAUUGGCCCGCGCAUGCGCGACGGCCAAGACGGCUACAUGGUUGUCACGCCGCUGGAGCGUGAUGGUGGUGGUGGUGGUGGUGGUGAUGGUGCGGCGGCGUCGACUAUUCUGGUCAAUCGCGGCUGGAUCAGCAAGAAGCACCGCGAUCAGAGAUCGAGGCCGCAGAGCUUGCCGACGGGCGAGGUCACGGUGCAGGGCUUGCUGAGGGCGCCGUGGAAGAAGAACAUGUUUACGCCGGAUAAUAGGCCCGAAAAGGGCGAGUUUUACUUUCCGGACGUUGAGCAGAUGGCGGCGUUGACGGGGGCGCAGCCCGUGUGGGUGGAAGCGACAAUGGAGCCGGAAUACAUUAGAAUGAUGGAGUACGAAGCGCGCGGUAUUCCCUUUGGCCGACCAGCCGAGGUCAACCUGCGCAAUAAUCACGCACAAUACAUCUUCACCUGGUAUGGGCUCGCCGUAGCGACAUCCGUCAUGAUGUACCUGGUUAUGAAGAAACCCGCCUCCGACGUUGUCCGUCGUGUCCGCGCGACGCGCACUCUGUAA